Molecule: messenger RNA, 351 nt
Organism: Hibiscus syriacus
Lineage: Eukaryota; Viridiplantae; Streptophyta; Magnoliopsida; Malvales; Malvaceae
Product: inorganic pyrophosphatase 1-like
Exons: 1
Coding region: 1-351 (116 amino acids)
Molecular function (GO): phosphatase activity
Source: RefSeq, a predicted model, not a curated record
AUGGAGGAACAGAAGAAAACGAUAAUCUGCCUUGGAGAUGGGCUGGGUGAUUUCUGCCCAAGUUUGAAGCUUGGCGAUGGAGACUAUUUAAUGCCAAGGAAGGGUUUCCCAGUUUGGGACUUGAUUUGCAAAAACAGGAGUCAAGUAAAGACACAUAUAUGCGAGAGGAGCAACGGGGAGGACUUUGAACAUGUGCUGCUCCACCUUAUUACCAGGAUUUCCAUCCAAGGAAACAACACUAGUGCCAGUUUUGGUCAUCUCUAUUCACUUGAUUUCAAAUCAGGAACCAUGCCGUUGCCAGCCACCACUGCUCAUGAAGCCUUCCCUCAGGCCCUUCAUGUUUUUCAUUAA